Messenger RNA from Zeugodacus cucurbitae (melon fly), 1311 nucleotides. RefSeq lists its product as uncharacterized. The record is from RefSeq and is a predicted model, not a curated record. The transcript has 5 exons. Lineage: Eukaryota; Metazoa; Arthropoda; Insecta; Diptera; Tephritidae. The coding region runs from base 205 to 1206 and encodes 333 amino acids.
UAAUUGAAAGACAAUAUUCCGAAUGCUGAAAAAAAGUUCUCAUUCUUUUCAUGUAAAAGAGGCGAUACGAAGCAUUUACUAUAUAUUUUUAUAACCAACUUUGAAGAUUGAGUGAUUAACUUAUAAAGAUAUUUAUAUAACGGUUCCUACAAACCUACUAUAUUUUAUACAUACAUAUAAUAAGAAAAAAAAUAGCGGUAACAAAUGCAAUACACAAACACAGCGAAACAUUCUCCAGUCAUUCGAAAAAUGGCUAUCAAAAAGGUGUUUGCCAAUCUACAGCGCACUCUCUCAUUACUUCAGCGUGUACUGGCGUGGAAUGAGCAUCGGGCGAGUAAAGUAAAAACUCCACACAAUAUCUUUAGUUGGUCCAAAGAAGAUUUAGAAGCUCGACUGAAAUUGGAGAACAUGGCUUGGCUUGACCUGUUCAUUAUUGACUUGCCAGAAAGUUACAUGGCAAUGAGAAAGCUACAAGUGGAUAUAGAAGAAUUAAUGGAAUUCACGAAAUUACUAUAUGAGAAAUUUCACAGUUAUGAUACGAAGAUUGCUAAAAAGUUACAUUCGGCGUUGAAAUUGUUAGACUUUCCUGAAUUUAUGCAAAUACAGCUAAACUGGAAUGCGAAUAAGGAGGAGGAAUUAUAUAAACGGUUGCAGACAAAAGACUACAGAUCAAAACUACUACUACAAACUUCUAGAAAACUUAAUAUUUUAGAACGUAUUUUAUCUCAAAAUAAUGUUUUCGAUCCUAUACAAACACGCUAUCAAAUACGGUAUAACGAAUCUCUUGUCGACCAAUAUGAAGAUAGCCUCUCUGUGGAGCAGAAUAAGACCAAGAAAGAAAUCGAUAGAUACAAUGAACUAAUGCGUAUUGAGAAGUAUUGCUCGGAGUGUACAGUGAACGCUCUCUAUGCGGAAACUAAUAAAUAUAAAACCCGAAUUGACCAUUUGGGUGCUCAAUAUGAGAAGGAGUACGAAGCCGUCAACAACCAGCUCGCAUUCAAACGUGCGAAUUUCGAAAGGAUGCGUGUGCAGCGUAGCUUUUUGGAGGAAGAAAUUGUUCGAUUCAGGGAAGAAAUCGUUCGUUUCAGGGAAGAAAACGACAAAGUGCCACGCGUUUAUCCAAAGGAGAUCAAACCAAAAAAAGCCAAAAAACAACAGAAAAAUACGGAAAGUCCAUUUCCAUCCGGAAAGACGAAGAAGAAGUAGUAAAUCUGUAUCACUAUGUACAUUCUGGGAAUGUGUAUAUAUAUAAUGGGUAUUAUAUACCAAUGUGAAAUAUAGUUAACUUAAAAAAAUAUGGCGUGUAUUAAU